Messenger RNA from Chanos chanos (milkfish), 3950 nucleotides. RefSeq names its product GRAM domain containing 1A (gene gramd1a). Bases 73 to 2757 code for a protein of 894 amino acids. NCBI's taxonomy places the organism in Eukaryota, Metazoa, Chordata, Actinopteri, Gonorynchiformes, Chanidae. Gene Ontology annotation, biological process: intracellular sterol transport. Gene Ontology annotation, cellular component: endoplasmic reticulum membrane; plasma membrane; endoplasmic reticulum-plasma membrane contact site. The record is from RefSeq and is a predicted model, not a curated record. The transcript is spliced from 20 exons. Gene Ontology annotation, molecular function: cholesterol transfer activity; cholesterol binding.
AUUUUAAAAAAAAAUUAUCUGCUGCAGAAGGCUGAAUGCUGGUCAUUCUUGGACCAUCUCCACACGGCAUCAAUGGCUCAACCCAUUCCUAUCCCCACUCUCACUGUCCUCCCUCCGUCCUCCGAUAACGAGUCCUGGUCUCGCUCGCCCAGUCCGCAGGCCCAUCACCACCGUUCCCACCGCACCCGAACACGGGAGAGGAGGAGGACCGCCCCCGUGCAACGAGAAGAAUCCUCAGGGUCCACGUCGGUUGUUGACAAAACUGAGAGGAGAAGCCAGAGGCGAAGCCCCUCGCCAUGUACCCCUUCCCCAGUCCCUAAUGUGGAGGAGGGAGACCAAGGCAGCUCCUCGUCCCUCCUCCUCCUGCCGCCGUCUCGUUCGGGGUCGCGAAGCCCGUCCCCCAGCAGGCGUUCCCGAUGGUCCCUCCGCAGCCUUCUCUACAAAGACUCAGACUGGGACAGCUGCAGUACGGCCAGUAACUCUCCACGCAGCACUCCCGGCAGCUCGCCCUCCCUGCGGCGGCGGGUGCUGGGGGGCAGGGCCAGCGAGGGUGAGGGGGGCGGAGACCGGAGUGCGGGGGGAUCAGACAGCCCCUUACCUCCUACACCCUCUUCCUCCACCUCCUCAUACCCACUCGCAGCUCGCCACUUCACCCGCAAUGCCAAGAAAAUGCAGAGCUGGUACAAUGUGCUCAGUCCCACAUACAAGCAGAGGAACGAAGAUUUUCGCAAAAUCUUUAAGAAACUGCCGGAUUCAGAGCGACUCAUCGUGGACUAUUCCUGCGCACUGCAGAAAGACAUCCUGCUCCAAGGUCGCCUGUACCUCUCUGAGAACUGGCUCUGUUUCUACAGCAAUAUCUUCCGUUGGGAGACCACUAUCACCAUAUCAUUGAAAGAUAUAACCAGUCUGACGAAGGAGAAAACAGCCAAGCUCAUCCCUAACGCCAUCCAGAUAAGCACUGAAAAUGACAAGCACUUCUUCACGUCAUUCGGGGCGAGAGAUCGCAGCUUCAUGAUGAUCUUCAGACUGUGGCAGAACGCGCUGAUGGACAAGCCGCUGUCUCCCAAGGAGCUGUGGCACAUUGUCCACCAGUGUUACGGUACGGAGCUGGGUCUCACCAGUGAAGAUGACGAUUAUGUGUCUCCUACUGCUGAACAUAUGAACGGCCUGCUGCCUGGUGAGGAGCCGGUUUCUGUCACUGACCUGCUGGACAUUAGCACGGUGCCAGCAGUGGCUCCAGUUGGUUCCUCUCCUCCCUCCUCCUCUGUUCACCCCUGUCCUGCUGGCUCGUCGCCUCCCUCCUCCUUGCCCUCCUCCUGUCUGCCUGUUGAGGUUCCUGCUUCCCGGCUCAGCGCGGAGCCAGAACCCAGUCCGCCCAGUUCUCAGAGUUCUUUGCCUUCAACCACACACUCCACACACACUGGAGCUCCCUCUGCCUCUGCUAACGCGGAGGAAGGUGGGGACAGCCAGUCUGAGUCAGCCAAUCCCUUGCCUCCUCCAGCCCCACACAGCCUGGGUAACCUCUCCUCAUUGGACAUGACCAAUGACGAAGAACUUCCCACAGACCCCAGUAACUCCUCAGACACACAGGAAGAGAGUGAGGUGGAAUCGUUCUGUGCGGAUCUGAAUGGUCGGCUGCAUAUCAACGCGGUGGUGCGCAUGGGUGUGGACAAACUUCACGACCUCCUCUUCUCCUCUGACACACAUUUCAUCCAACACCUCUUCACCCAGCGCCACUUUACCGAUCUGUCGGUGCGGGAGUGGCAGCAGGAAGCCAGCACGGGCAACUCCACCAGAGUUCUCAGUUACACCAUUUCCAUCAACAACCCUCUGGGACCCAAAACUGCACCCGUAGUGGAAACACAGACUCUGCAUAAAAGCAGCGCUCGCGGUGAGUGCUAUGUGGUUGACUCCGAGGUCAUUACCUCAGGCAUCCCCUAUCAGGACUACUUCUACACUGUACACAGAUACUGCCUCACAUCAGUCAACAAGCACAAGAGCAGGCUAAGGGUUUCGUCUGAUAUCUGCUACAGGAAGCAGCCGUGGAGCCUGGUGAAAGCUCUGAUAGAGAAGAACACCUGGAGUGGAAUAGAGGAGUAUUACAGGCAUAUGGAGACGGAGGUCUGUAAGUUGGAGACACUGCUCCAGUCUGAGGUGUCAGUGGUGGGUUCAGGGGACCCAGCUGGUGCGGACUCAGCCAAGACGCCGCCCGCUUUACGCAGACGGAAACGUCACUGCUCCCGACGGGCAGGGGAGAGGGACAGAGAGAGAGAAGGAGCGGGCGCUGGGGUCGAGCGGGGUGAUAGAGGGAUUGAGGAGAGAGAAAGGAGAGAAACAAGUGUCCAGUAUCUGAAGUUGAGUGACAGGUCACAGGGAGCAGGCGGCACUGGCAGCAUCUCCACCUUACUGCUCAUAAUUAGCUUCAUGAUCUGUAUCAGUCUGGUAGUGCUGGUGGCUCUCAACAUGCUGCUGUUCUAUAAACUCUGGGCUCUGGAACGGGCUGCACACACACUGGAGACCUGGCACUCCUACUCUCUCACAGACAGCCCUCUGCCCCAGACUGCAGGUGAGUGGGCCCAGGUGCUACAGCUGCAGAGACAGUUCCACCAAGCCCAGCUCAAUAAGUGGCAACAGAUUCUUCAGUCAUCAGUCACGUUACUGGACCAGAUGAAACAAUCCUUGGAGAAGCUACACAGAGGAAUUGUCCCUCAGGAGUCCCAAUCGGAGACCCCCUCUGAACCCCUCACAGAGCACUGAUGAAAACCCCCCCCCUCUGUCCCACUUUGUCUCCACGUUUGCCCAUACAGAACACGCCUCACUCCGCCGGGAGCUGGAGCCUGGGGAAACGGGGCACGUGUUUUGACGUAUCAUUCUGGUUUUGAUGGAAUUUACAAAUCAGCAGUGGUGUAAUCUUUGGGUAAGUUACCCAACAUUCAGAUUUUACAACACCAAACGAUCCUGUUGAACCACAGCAAUAACGUCUCGGCGUAAGGCGCUGUAACCGUAUCCAAAAAUUACGGUUCUCGAGCCUCUUACUCACCCAACGUACAUGACCGUCAGAUGUUUUUCCGCACCUUGAGCCUUCUCCUUCCGGAGGUUUUUUUUUCACAAACCCCGAGGAAAACGGCUAGACUUUUUAGAGAUCAUCGUUUUUAAAGUGGUUGUAACCCGAACGAAGUCGAUCACGCAGGGAAAUCAAAUCAUUCGCAACCUACAUACAGCAACCAGUUUGCCUCCAGGCAGAACACCGAUCCGUUUUUCUGCUGCAGUUCCCGUUUGGGAAGAACUCCUCGAACAAUUUAAAGUAUGGGAUGUUUUAACAGGGAAAAAGGAUUUCUGUGCGUUCAGGGAAAGGACAUCUUGUUCGCCUCCGCCCUCCUCCGCCGGUCUCGACGCCAUCAGUGACCUCGGACAAAACCGGCGUUGGAGUACAAAGAUCAUUUCAGAAACAAACUGUCGUUAUUUUUUAGAUGUGAGAGGCACUCCCUACCUUUCAACACCAAAUCUUCAUGAUGGUGUUUUUUUUUUUCUCUCUCUUCCUCAAUCACUAAAAGACUGAACUUUGUAAAAAAAAAAAAAAACAAAAAAGAAAAGAAAGCGAGAAUGCUUGCGUUUGACCGUUACAGUAUUUAUUUACUAGACUUGAAUUUGAGUAUUCUCUCUUCGUCUCCAUGAAUCAUUCUGUGCAUUGUGUUCUGUGUCAUGUGUCACACAGGGACCAAGAGAGAUAUGAGUACUGAUUUUAGCAAUAAUGAAAAGCAAAUAAAUCCUUAGGAAUGAAAAGGGUGAUAUUGUAUGAUGGUAAAAUAUCGAGUUUGAAUGAUGAAAGAGUAAGCUUAUGUCACAGCGAGACUUAACGUAAUUUUUUUUAAUGUAUUUUCUGAUUUUGUGUGUAAUUUCUCACUCUCUCUCUCUCUCUCACAUGCACACAUACACACACACACACACAC